AUGUCCAGAAAGUCUAUGCUCCCCGACGGCUUCGUCGAAACGCCAGGAACGAAACGGCGUACGCGCAAGUCAGGAACCCCCUCCGUCGACGAUCGAUCGCCAUCACCUCUCGAACCUGCCUCCAGCUCAGGAAGAGACCCUCUGACCGCACCGAUCCCCAAUGGCAGAAGCGUGCCGUCUGAGAAGAAGGCGAAUGGACACCACAAUGGCACGCCCAAGGGCAAGGUCAUCGACGGCUGGCUCGAGGGCUCAGAUCCCAAGAUCGACGCGGAUCCACACUUCGAGUUUGGCGGAACAUUCGGUGUGACCGCCAUGAUGAUCGGCUUUCCAUUGCUCAUGUGGUACAUGUGGGUUGGCGCGACGUACUACGACGGCAAGUUCGCAUCUGAGCCGAGCAUGACAUGGUCAGCAUAUGGAAAGCACCUUGUCAAGCUGGUGUACACUGGCGCGUUCCCACACGCGAAGGCUUGGGCGAUAUACUGGACUUUCUUCAUCUUUGAGGGUAUCCUGUACCUUACGCUGCCAGGUGUCUACUCUACUGGAAAGCCCCUCCCACACGAAGGUGGAAAGCAGCUUCGCUACUACUGCAAUGGUGUGUGGAGCUUCUAUACCUCUAUCGCUGUCGCGGCUGUCCUCCACUUCACUGGCAUCUUCAAGCUCUACACUCUGAUCGAUGAGUUUGGGCCCAUCAUGUCGGUCGCCAUCAUCUCUGGUUUCCUGGUCUCCAUUGUAGCCUACAUCUCAGCUCUGGCACGAGGUGCCCAGCAUCGUAUGACUGGCCACCACAUCUACGACUUCUUCAUGGGUGCCGAGCUCAACCCACGCAUGUUCGGCUGGCUCGACUUUAAGAUGUUCUUCGAGAUCCGUCUUCCAUGGUUCAUCCUCUUCUUCACCACCUUGUCUGCUGCGGCGCGCCAGUACGAGAACUACGGCUACGUCACUGGCGAAGUUGGCUUCCUGCUCAUGGCCCACUGGCUCUACGCCAAUGCCUGCUGCAAGGGAGAGGAGAUGAUUGUCAUCACUUGGGACAUGUACUACGAGAAGUGGGGCUUCAUGCUUAUCUUCUGGAACUUGGCUGGUGUCCCGCUCAGCUACUGCCACUGCACCAUCUACCUCGCCAACCACGAUCCAACCGAAUAUGCCUGGUCCAAGCCUGCUCUGGUCCUUUUCUACACCUCCUACCUCUUCAUGUACUGGGUCUGGGAUACCUGUAACUCGCAGAAGAACAUGUUCCGCACGAUGGGACGAGGCUACCACGUCCACCGCAAGACCUUCCCACAGCUGCCAUGGAAGUACGUUGAGAACCCGGAGCACAUCAAGACCGACACUGGAGAUUCGAUUCUAGUCGACGGCUGGUACAAGUACUGCCGCAAGAUUCACUACACUUGCGACACGUACUUUGCGCUCACUUGGGGUCUUAUCACUGGUUUCAACAGCCCAUUCCCAUGGUUCUACUCAGUCUUCUUCACGCUCAUGAUCACGCAUCGUGCGUUCAGAGAUAUUCAGAGGUGUCGCGAGAAGUAUGGUGAUGCGUGGAAGGAGUACGAGAGGAGAGUGCCGUACUUGUUCAUCCCGUACGUUCUUUAA
Fulvia fulva is the source of this 1587-nucleotide messenger RNA. RefSeq names its product Delta(24(24(1)))-sterol reductase. Bases 1 to 1587 code for a protein of 528 amino acids. Gene Ontology annotation, biological process: ergosterol biosynthetic process. Gene Ontology annotation, cellular component: endoplasmic reticulum membrane. NCBI's taxonomy places the organism in Eukaryota, Fungi, Ascomycota, Dothideomycetes, Mycosphaerellales, Mycosphaerellaceae. The record is from RefSeq and is a predicted model, not a curated record. Gene Ontology annotation, molecular function: Delta24(24-1) sterol reductase activity. The transcript is spliced from 2 exons.